AUGUGGCUGUUGAGCGUUUCGGUGGCCCUACUAAGACCAUCGUUCUCACAGUUACGACAUCUUCCAGGACCAAAAAACCAGCAAUUCCUAGUCGGCCAUGCCUUGCGCAUCCUCCGUGGAUCAGGACCAAAUGAGCUCUAUCUCCAGUGGAUGCGGCAUUGGCCGAACGCCCCGUUCAUACGCAGUCUCUCUUGGCUCAACACAGAGGUUGUUCUCGUAAACAACUUAGAGGCAUGUCGCGAGGUCCUCCAAACGAAUGCUUAUCGGUUCGCGAAACCGGCGUUCUUUCAUACACUUGUCGGAGAUUUUCUGGGUGUCGGUCUGCUGUUCAGCGUUGGUGACCAGCACAAGCGGUUGAGGCGCAUUACUGCAGGACCUCUGUCUCGUCGGAGUAUCCGGAAACUGUUCCCGACGUUUGUGACCUACUCUCGCAAGUUGAACACUGAGAUUGAAACUGCGAUUCAACGAAGCAGCAACGGUGUCUUAGAACUCGAGGAUCUGUUUACAAGAGUGACACUUGACAUCAUCGGCGUCUCACUAGUUGGCAAAGAACUUCGAGACUUUCGCUCAAAGACCUCGCCUUUAUCAUUUGAACAAUGCUACAAUGGUAUCUUGGCACAACCACUCGCCGGCCAGAUAAUCAGCUUCGUCAAUCCCUUCAUCCCACUCCGUUGGCUACCUGUGUCUGCAAAUUUGAACUUUAUCAGGGCCAAAUCUGCUCUCAAGAGCAUGAUGACAGAACUGAUUGAGCAGCGGACAUCUGAGGUAGCAAAGGCAAAGGAGCUGGGUACAGACAAUGGAUUAUCGGAUGAUUUGUUGACGAGGAUGAUUGAAGCUAGUUCUGUUGAGAACCAGAAAUUGUCUAGAGAUGAGUUGAUCGAUAUCACUAUGCAGGUCAUCGCGGCAGGACACGAGACUACAGCAAGCGCCCUUUUCUGGACAGCCUAUGCCCUCUCAAAAGAUCAAAAGUCACAGGAACGGCUAAGGAGUGAGAUACUCCCUCUUAGUGCCGACGACAAGACCGCCAAGUCGAUCGACGAACUGCCGUACCUCGACAACGUGAUCAAAGAAGCCCUUCGCUUGUAUUCGCCUACCUUAAUUAUCCCAUGGGAAGCACUCGAGGAUAUCAACAUAGCAGGCGUCAGGAUCCCAAAAGGGACAACGGUUCAGCUCGUCCCAGCAGUGACACAACUGAACCCCGAAAUCUGGGGUCCUGAUGUGGAGACCUUCGAUCCUGAUCGAUGGGACAUUCUCUCCGGCGAUGCCUUGAGCCCAUAUGCGAUGGAGACCUUCUCAAAUGGGCCUCGCAUGUGCCCCGGGAAAGCUUUGGCUUUACUGAAUAUGAAAGUCUUGUUGGUUGGAUUGAUCAGAGACUUUAAGAUCGGGAGUGUUGGAGAUGAGGAGGUGGAGUUUAGAAACCCGAGUUUGACGUUGAAGUCUAAGAAGCCACUUGGGUGUAAGGUGCAACGUGUUGCUGAAGGACCUUGA
Molecule: messenger RNA, 1488 nt
Organism: Fusarium tjaetaba
Lineage: Eukaryota; Fungi; Ascomycota; Sordariomycetes; Hypocreales; Nectriaceae
Product: aat family amino acid transporter
Exons: 6
Coding region: 1-1488 (495 amino acids)
Molecular function (GO): monooxygenase activity; iron ion binding; heme binding
Source: RefSeq, a predicted model, not a curated record